CCUGUACCGCCAUGGGCCGGAAGAAGGUUGCUCGGGGCUCGGGCCCCGAGGGGGCCAAAGGGGGUGGGCGGCGGCGGUCUCAAGGCUGUUGUCGGGCCGCUCGCUCCUUGGACAGCUUCACUGAGGAGGUGGAGGCGGCGCUUCUCGCCUCUAUAGAAAAAGAUGCUUCAGCUGAAGGUGCCUCGUCCAAGCUGGAACUGCCUUGCCCCCUGGCCAUGUGGGAACUGGGUCACUGUGACCCCCGGAAAUGCACUGGCAGGAAGCUGGCCCGACAAGGUUUUGUUCAAACUCUCCGACUGAAUCAGAGGUUCAACGGCCUUAUUCUCAGCCCCAUGGGCACCCACUAUGUAUCACCGGCAGAUAAACAGCUGGUAGCUCAGUGUGGAGUUGCAGUCAUUGACUGCUCCUGGGCCAAACUAGAAGAAACUCCAUUUGGAAAGAUGCGAGGGACUCACCUUCGUUUGCUACCCUACCUGGUGGCUGCUAACCCUGUCAACUAUGGGCGGCCCUGCAGGCUGUCCUGUGUGGAGGCCUUUGCUGCCACUUUUUGCAUUCUGGGCUUCUCUGAUCUUGCCAUCAUCUUGUUACGAAAAUUCAAAUGGGGGAAGGGAUUUUUGGACCUGAAUGGUCAGCUCCUAGACAAGUAUGCAGCCUGCAGUGGCCCUGAAGAUGUGCUACGGGUUGAAAAGGAGUUUCUGGCUGGUGCUACCGAGAAACCUGAGCAGGAAAUAGAUCCGUUUGAUGUGGACUCAGGUCGAGAAUUCUCAAAUCCUAAUAGGCUUGUGGUCCCUGCCAGAAUGACUAAUGACAGCAGUGAAGAAGAAUCAGAGAGUGAAGGAGAUUAUGAAAAAGAGGAGGAGAAUGAGGAUGAGGAACAGGAACAGGAAGAGGAAGAGGAAGGCAGCAGUAAUGAUGAAAGCCUUGGUGAAAAGAAGGGAAAGGUAUUGUCUGCCACAGUGAACACAGAUGUUUGGAAAGGAAUCAAGAAAAGACAAAGAGACUGACUAGUGCUCAAUACAGCUGUAUUUUCCAAACAUGGUUGACAAACCUAGAAAUGGAUUAACUGGACCCAUAGAGACCCAUUCAUUUGUUGGAACUUAGAAUUAGUGAACUGUGCUAGCCCUACUCAGGAACUGCAGAACUGGACAUUUUCAUCUCUUUUAAUGUUUUCCCCAUCCUUUAACUCAGCUGAAGUGAUGGAAAUUUUAGGUGGAGUGAAGAAUCUGCCUUUGAGCUAUCAUAAUGAAGCUGAGAACCCAGAGGGCCUGUUGUGAGUCUGAUUUUAUGGGUGUUUCCAUCCUAGGAGCCUUUGUUAUAGGAUAAUAUCGCGGUGCCGUUUCCUCGUGGCACAGCAGUCCUCUAGAAAGUAGCAGGCCUGGAUCCUGGAGCUUUAGUCUCUGCCUGAGGACUGAGGUCAGCCAUAAGAGGGGCGGGGGAAGACGAGGCUUGAGUGGGAAUUCUGCAGUCCAGACUGUUAACUGUGAGGGCUUGGAACUGGAAGGGAAUAUGGGCUUUUGCUCUGGAAUCUGUAAGUGCUGCAGACAAGCUCUUUAGGCUAAGAGCAGAGAGGCAAGUGGUCUUCUGUGGCCUAAAGGCUAGAGCCCUCUUUAGACCAGGCAUAUUUUCACAGGAUUGCAAAAUACAACUAGAGGUUAUAGAGGGAAAACACAGCACUGGUGCUGAGUGCCCAGUGAGAUGAUAAAGAACCUUUCUCGGGGGCCCAUCCUCCAUAGGAAAUCAGUCUUCUACAAAGGAAAUUACUCUCCUCCGCACUAGGGUGAAAGAUUUGGUGAGAGGACCAGUCACCCUACAAGUACAUAUCCCAUCUCUUUCUUUUACUAGCUGUGUAACUUGAGGCAAAUCUAAAUACUUCUGUUUCCUCAUCUGUGAAAUGAUGGGGCUGUACUAAAUGAUCUCUAAGAGCCCUUCCAGCUCUAACCUGUGACCUUUCAGGACCAUUAAACUUGGUAUUGUCCCUGGCCUUUCCCA
Messenger RNA from Vombatus ursinus (common wombat), 1989 nucleotides. It is a transcript of the gene TSR3, whose product is annotated as TSR3, acp transferase ribosome maturation factor. Lineage: Eukaryota; Metazoa; Chordata; Mammalia; Diprotodontia; Vombatidae. Gene Ontology annotation, biological process: maturation of SSU-rRNA. Bases 12 to 1004 code for a protein of 330 amino acids. The record is from RefSeq and is a predicted model, not a curated record. The transcript has 6 exons. Gene Ontology annotation, molecular function: rRNA small subunit aminocarboxypropyltransferase activity.